This is a messenger RNA of Hyla sarda, 5220 nucleotides long. RefSeq names its product dispatched RND transporter family member 1 (gene DISP1). The transcript is spliced from 8 exons. Bases 436 to 4035 code for a protein of 1199 amino acids. The record is from RefSeq and is a predicted model, not a curated record. NCBI's taxonomy places the organism in Eukaryota, Metazoa, Chordata, Amphibia, Anura, Hylidae. Gene Ontology annotation, cellular component: membrane.
ACAGCCCCUGGGGUUACACUAGAAUAGAGGCCCGGCCCUGCCUCCCUAUUGGUCGCCUCUGCCUGGAAUUCUCCAUCCCUUCAUGACCAGCCUGUGGAGUCAACAUGUGCUUGUCAGUCAGGCUCCAGGGCGAGGUGGGUGCAGGAUGUGCCAUACACACAAUAGUUCUGCAGUGUAAACUAUGGGAUCCCUCUAGAGGACGGGCCCCCUGUUAGGGCCAGCUGUCCCAGCAGAUCCCUGGAUCCCGGAUUUCUUGCAGCUGGAGGGGACGAUAUCAGGAAUGUACUUACUGCUACUUACUGCACCGAAGUGUACACUGCAGGGUGAGGAAGACGAGGGACAGAGAACGGCUUUAUUAUUAUUUAUCUAAUAUUAUGUUCAAUACAUAUAGAUACAUUGGUGACUCUUCCAUGAUUGUAAGGCGUUGACGACAAGAUGGCGGUGAACAGCAGGAACAGCGAUUGUGUAACUCACAGCAACGGUGGCCUCCCAUCCAAAACACAUUGUACCGGUCAAACCACGUCCAGCGAUGGCGACCAAACGCCUCUGACCACAGAGGAACCCAGACUUAAAGUCAGUCCCAAUGGAUGCAUUUCCCACAAUGGUGCGGCCAAGCCUUGCCCUAUGUUCCUAGAGCACCAGAGACCGACCAUCGUCGCCCAGUGCUGCCACCACUGCGCCUAUCAUCCUCCGCUGACCAGUCGGCAGGACUGCGCUCCCCUGAAUGGAGGGACUGCCCCCUGCGCACUGAAUUCCGGGUGUUCUCAGCAGCAUUCGGAGUUCUCUCCAAACUCUGUGUGUCCAAACCACCCACCUGUGUACCACCCCGUCUGCUGCGUUCAGCCGCCCACGUCCUUCUGUCUCCACCAAUGGCGCGACCAUUUCCAGCACCAGCAAGUGCCGCCUCACCUAGUGAAUAUAAGAACCGCGAAACCAUUCCAGCUUCCCAAAAGUUACGCAGCUUUAAUAGCAGAUUGGCCGGUGGUGGUUCUCGGAAUGUGUACCGUACUGAUCGUGGUCUGUGCCCUGAUCGGCAUCUUGGUGCCGGAUCUCCCGGACUUUUCUGAUCCACUCCUGGGGUUUGAGCCCAGGGGGACUGCCAUUGGCCAAAGACUAGUGACCUGGAACAACAUGGUAGAGAACACAGGAUACAAGGCAACACUGGCCAACUAUCCCUUCAAAUAUGCAGAUGAGCAAGCGAGGAAGUAUCAUCAGGCCGAAAGAUGGUCAGAAGAUCACUACGAUAGGGAAAAAAGACAGGUAGACUGGGACUUCCACAAGGACAGCUUUUUCUGUGCGGUGCCAAAUGACCACUAUUCUCGAAUUGUAUUUACCUCAGUGAAUGGACAGAGUCUAUGGAAUUUGCAAGCCAUCAAGUCCAUGUGCAAUAUAGACAAUACAAGGAUCAGAUCCCACUCACAGUUUUCAGACCUGUGCCAGAGGACAACGGCAGAUUCUUGUUGCCCCAGUUGGACUUUAGGAAACUACAUUGCCAUUCUUAACAACAGAUCAUCAUGCCAUAAGAUUGUAGACCGAGACGUUUCUCACACGCUCAAACUAAUUCGUACAUGUGCCAAAUAUUAUCACAACGGAACGUUGGGACCAGACUGCUGGGAUAUGGCGGCCAAGAGGAAGGACCAGCUGAAGUGUACAAAUGUGCCUCGAAAAUGUACAAAGUAUAAUGCGGUCUACCAGAUUCUCCAUUACCUGGUAGAUAAAGACUUCUUCAACCCAAAGAAUGUGGAUUUCCCCAAUCCAGUUUUAAGGCACAGUAUGCUCUUCUCCCCAACCGAAAAAGGGGAGUCCAUGAUGAACAUUUAUCUAGAUAAUUUUGAGAACUGGAAUAGUUCUGAUGGUAUAACCACCGUCACAGGAAUUGAGUUUGGAAUCAAACAUAGCUUAUUUCAAGACUAUCUCUUAAUGGAUACUGUGUAUCCGGCAAUCGCCAUUUUAAUAGUCCUCUUGGUCAUGUGUGUAUACACCAGAUCCAUGUUUAUCACACUAAUGACCAUGUUCGCCAUCAUUAGUUCACUGAUUGUAUCUUAUUUUCUCUAUCGUGUGGUAUUUAAGUUUGAGUUCUUUCCCUUCAUGAACCUCACUGCACUGAUCAUUCUUGUCGGAAUUGGGGCGGACGAUGCUUUUGUCUUAUGCGAUGUUUGGAAUUACACAAAAUUUGACAAACCUCACGCGGAGACCUCAGAGACGGUUAGCAUCACCCUCCAACAUGCUGCUCUUUCUAUGUUUGUCACCAGCUUUACCACCGCAGCGGCCUUCUAUGCCAACUACGUCAGCAAUAUUACCGCAAUCAGGUGCUUCGGAGUCUAUGCCGGCACCGCCAUAUUGGUUAAUUAUCUUCUCAUGGUCACGUGGCUUCCUGCCGUAGUUGUCCUACAUGAACGUUACCUCCUGAACAUUUUUACCUGUUUUAAAAGUCCUCAACAACGACCUUAUAACAAGAAAAACUGUUGGAAUGUAAUGUGCGAGAAGGUGCAGGAGCUUCUCUUUACCGUUUCGGAAGCAUCAAGGAUUUUCUUUGAGAAAGUGCUGCCAUGUAUUGUCAUAAAAUUCAGAUAUGUUUGGGUGUUUGGUUUCCUGGCCAUAACUAUUGGUGGAGCAUAUAUCGUAUGUGUCAAUCCAAAGAUGAAACUCCCAUCGCUAGAACUUUCGGAAUUCCAAGUGUUCAGGUCUUCUCAUCCGUUCGAGAGAUACGAUGCAGAGUACAAAAAGAUGUUCAUUUUUGAGCGUGUCCACCAUGGGGAAGAGCUCCAUAUGCCCAUUACUAUCGUCUGGGGAAUCUCUCCAGAAGACAAUGGAGACCCCUUGAACCCAAAAAGCAAGGGCAAGCUCAAACUGGACAGUAGCUUUAAUAUUGCCAGCCCUGCCUCACAACAAUGGAUUUUGAAUUUUUGCCAAAAGUUGAAAAACCAAACUUUCUACUAUCAAACAGAUGAACAGGACUUCACCAGCUGUUUCAUCCAGACCUUUAAACAGUGGAUGGAAAAUCAGGACUGUGAUGAACCUUCGCUUUACCCAUGUUGCAGCCAGUCAGGAUUUCCAUAUAAGCAAGAGGUGUUUGAGCUCUGUAUCAAAAGGGCUAUCAUGGAGCUCGAAAGGAGCACUGGUUACCAUCUGGACAGUAAGACUCCCGGUCCGAGGUUUGACAUCAAUGACACCAUCAGAGCUGUAGUGUUAGAGUUUAAAAGUGCUUACCUCUUCACCUUUGCAUAUGAAAAGAUGCACCACUUCUACAAGGAGGUCGAUGCCUGGAUUUCUAAGGAACUCCAGUCGGCUCCGGUUGGUCUCAGCAAUGGCUGGUUUGUCAGCAACCUUGAAUUUUACGAUCUCCAAGACAGCCUUUCCGAUGGAACAUUGAUCGCCAUGGGAUUAUCUGUUGCCGUAGCUUUUAGCGUCAUGCUUCUUACUACGUGGAACAUCAUUAUAAGUCUGUAUGCUAUAGUUUCCAUAGCGGGCACUAUAUUUGUUACUGUUGGCUCCUUGGUUCUUCUCGGAUGGGAACUCAAUGUUCUAGAAUCUGUGACCAUAUCCGUUGCUGUGGGUCUAUCAGUAGAUUUUGCCGUACAUUAUGGCGUUGCCUAUCGUCUUGCUCCAGAUCCAGAUCGAGAAGGCAAAGUGGUCUUCUCUCUAAGCCGUAUGGGUUCUGCUAUAGCCAUGGCUGCACUGACAACCUUCGUGGCUGGAGCGAUGAUGAUGCCUUCGACUGUUCUGGCCUACACCCAGCUGGGGACCUUCAUGAUGUUGAUAAUGUGCAUCAGCUGGGCGUUUGCUACCUUCUUUUUUCAAUGCAUGUGCCGUUGUCUAGGGCCACAGGGAAGUUGUGGUCAGAUUCCGUUGCCAAAAAAGUUACAGUUCAAAGCCUUUUCCCAAGCAUUGUCAUCCAGCACGACUGAAAGAGGACAGAACAAGGCGAAUCACAGUAAUAAGUAUCAGUUAGACACGCGAGGGACAAAGACGGAAUUGGAACAUGAACAUUAUGAACUGGAACCUUUAGCGUCACAUAACAGUAGCACAUCUUGAGGGACAUGUUGCAGCGAGAAACUGUUUGCACUCACAAUUGUUGCGUCUGUACUACCCAUUGUAGACAAACUGUAUGCAGUAUUGUAACAUUCAUGGCAGACUAUAUGUUCCCGGGACCGGCCUAGCCUUACCUAAGCCUGUGUGAUCCAACGCUUGCCACUUCUACAGUCAUGUGUCAUGAGCAGUGUCCACGUACAUAACCAUCAGUUGGCUCACACUAUGGAAUUGUCUGGUCAGACCUAUCCACCAUUACUAUGAUGCCUUUGACCCAUCAUUCUAGAGGUGUGAGGACAUUUGUACUGUAAAAUUUCUCUUUUCGCACAUCAUGGCUGCUUCCUUAUAAGAAUAGCACUACACCUGUCCACAGGUUGUUUAUAGUAUUGAAGCUGUACUCCAUUUACGAUAAAAGAGCCAAGCUCUAAUACCAAAUACAACUCGUGGACAGGUGUGGUGCUCAUUCUAGAAAGAAGCACCCAUGUUUUUUUCUAAUGUUAUGCCACCCCUUGAUGCCCCAACCAUCCUGCAGAAGACCAGUAAACCAGUAUCUUUUUAUGGGUGCUGAGAGGUGUCCUUGCCCUCGAUAAGAGUCCACAUAGUUCGUUUUCACAGUUUCAUAGAGUUUCAUUAUCAAUAGCUCUAUGACCAGACCAUCUACCAAUAUAUAUAAACGAGCACUGCAGGCAAAACAGAUACGUCAAUACAGGACCAUAGAGGUCACUUCUCUCAUGCUGUGCCCCCUGACCCCUACACCAGUGGACCAGUUUUGCCCAGAGUGCUCCUGGCAUCUAAACUGACCUUAAUGGCUCCAGCACAACGAAGUGGCAGUAGGUUGACAUUUUUUUUUUUUUUCAUUCAUUUUUGGUUUUGCUGGUUGAGCCCAUAAAACCGAUGCCCAAAUCUAGAAGGAUGUGUGUGAAGGAAAAAAGACGUAUGUGUGAGUAAAACGAAUAGCACUUCAGAGCAACAGUAAUGUACAUUGUCCUUCGCAUUUCAAUUUUCUGAAUGUCAGUCUUAGACCAAAAUAUCGGAACCUGACACUAAAUCUGUACAACCCACAAAGUGAUGUACCUCUGUCCAUUGUCAAGUGCAAUUCUUUUGAUUGUCUUAUGCCAAACAUUGAUGCCAACGUGCCUGCUGUAUUAAGAGAGAUAUCAAAGUUUAUGUCAAUAAAACCAUAUAGAGUAA